AUGCCCUCCCGCCUCGGUCUAUUUCUCCUCUUCACCGUCCUUUGCCGGAUUCCCUGUCAUGCUGGCGACGAGAAGUACGUUACAUGUAUCGCUUGCACCAAUAUCGCCGAUCGCCGUUCGUGGGAAUUGAUCAGGCUGGACAGCCGCGGUAUUCUUCGGCAGAUGAUGCCACAUCAGGAAUUUCCCCACCCAGUGCACAGCAACCUAUGCUCGACUUCGGCGGCCGUUAGCCUUUGCGAAAGCUAUCGUUGUGCCCAACUGCAUCUCGAAUAUGAAGACGGAAAAGUAUUGCAUGUGAAGGGAUGUGUCGAUUAUCCUAUGGCGCAAUGGAAGGAUGGCGCUUAUAACUUUACCGACGAGAAAGGAGCGGUUGGCUGGUUCUACGGCUGCAAUUCGACCGAUUUUUGCAACCAUGAGGCGGUGAAAUGGCUCAAGGCCGAGGUCAAGAAGGCCGAAGAUCUGAAGGCUGAACAUCUGAAGGCCGAAGAAGCCGAGAAGCAGCGCAAAGCGGAAGAGGUCGAGAAGCAGAAGAAUUCUCACCCGAUUACCCUCACCUUCCCCAUUAUCGUUUCCCUGAUCGUCAAUUAUCUCGUUAAUGUCAUG
Mesorhabditis spiculigera is the source of this 603-nucleotide messenger RNA. The record is from the annotation of a GenBank genome assembly. Lineage: Eukaryota; Metazoa; Nematoda; Chromadorea; Rhabditida; Rhabditidae.